AUCUUUCAUGCCCAAACUCUGUAGCCACUCAACAAGAAAAAAAUUCCAAAAUUACCGUUGGAUACGUUAAUGGUUAUUAUUAUGAUUACACAUUCGAUGCUUCGAAAUUACCAUGGAAUAUUACUCAUAUUAAUUGGAUCGCAUUUAAACCAGACGAUCAAUCAAAUAAAGACAUACCAUUUUCAGGUGCUAAUACUGCUAUUACUAAUUUAAAUAAGACGGUGAAAUACAGAAAUGACAAUAAAAUAAAUACCAAUAUAUUUCUAGCGAUUGUUUUAUCAGGGAAUCUCAACAUAAAUAAUGAUUUUAAAAACAAACAACCUUUCGCAAGUAAUAAAACCGAACGUGCUUCAUUCGUCAGCAAUGUUAUAAAUUUUGUUUAUAAAUUUGGAUUGGAUGGGGUUGAUCUUGAAUAUCCUGAUAGAUACGGUUGUGGAAAAUGGAAUGGAUCUGAAAAUUUUAUUCCGUUAGUAGAUGAAUUAUCAUCCGCUUUAAAAGUCAUUAAGAAAUCGCUUUCAAUAACCGUUGGAAAUAACCCAAUCAAAGGGUUAAAUAUUAGUUCAACUGAUUUCAUAAAUGUCAUGCCAUUUAAGCAAAAUGAAAUAUCUAACAAAACCGGUCCAAGCAUCACGUUUGAUCAAAUAUCGAAUAUCAUGGAUGGUUGGAGUAAAACUGUGGAUCCAAAAAAACUUAUUCUGGGUGUUGCAGCAUAUGGAAUUGUUGAACUCACGAAGGCAAUUGAUGGUAGUCUUGAUAAUAACAACACGGUUCCGCUUGAUACUACUGUUGAUAUUAAAGCUUUUGUCUUUGAUGCCACAUCCUCCUCGGAUAAUAGUUCAACAGCUUCUUAUUAUGACGUAUGCUCCUUUAAGGAGGUCUAUUAUUUGAAUGUGGGUUCUUGUCUGGCAAUUAGAUCAAAAACUGGUCCAUUAUCAAGUUCUUGCACUGCACAAAACGGAUGGACUCGAGUAUUUGAUUCCAAUGUUAAAUCCACAUACAUUUUUAAGGUUUAUAAUACCUCAGUAGUGGUAGGCUCUCCAAAUCCACUUACCACGUAUUAUUAUGUUACUUAUGAGGAUUUCCAAUCAAUUCAAUAUAAGUUAAAAUUGAUAAUAGAUAAAUCAUAUGGUGGGAUUGCACUUGAUGGUUUAGGAAUUGGUUGUGAUGAUAUGAUCAGAGCAGUUGAAUCUAUCUUUCCGGUCGAUGGGUAUAAUCCUCCUCCUGGUCCUUCUUCUAACUCUAACGUUGAUCCCUUAUCUGCUAUCCUCGUUGCAUUAGCGUGUUUGGUCUUUUGUUGUGGCGGUGGAGGAUAUUAUUAUGACCAGUAUGGACGUAAGUACUUGAGAGUAGGGUAA
Messenger RNA from Racocetra persica, 1355 nucleotides. The record is from the annotation of a GenBank genome assembly. NCBI's taxonomy places the organism in Eukaryota, Fungi, Glomeromycota, Glomeromycetes, Diversisporales, Gigasporaceae.